UCAUGGUGGAAUUCGAGUGUUAUUGUGCCUCUCAAAUAUGAUUUUGUCUGUUUCUUCUUGUGCUCCUUUUGUCGAACAACAUUAGAAAAAGUAUUCGCAAGUUUUUUAAUCACACUCACGAGUUGGAUCAAAUUUAAAUCUCUCCAUUGUCGAACAAGUAGCUUUUAAUCUGUUCAUCAAUAUCAGGAUAGAGCAAUGGAGAAAAAUCUGUACACAGCAGUUAUAUCAGACAACUUAAAGGCACUUACAAGAUUGCAAGGUGACGAUCUCAACAUUCUACAACAGCUUACACCCACAAGGAAUACUGCACUUCAUGUGGCAGCAUAUCAUGGCCACUUACAAUCUGUGAGAAUGUUGCUUUCGCUGUUGAAUCAAGACAUAGAGGCUGGUAAUCAGGAUGGCCAUCGAUUUCUAACCGCUAGAAACGAGGAAGGUAACACUGCCUUACAUGAAGCGGCCAUUGGAGGACACUACGGGGUAGUAGAGGCUUUAUUGGAGUAUCACACUAAUCUGGUGGAUAUAAUCAAUCACAACGGGGAGACCGCGCUCUUCAAAGCUACAGAGGAAGGUCAAAAUAAAAUAGUUAAGAAACUUUUGCCUCUCACAUCUUCACCCUACCACAGGAGGACAUCUGAUGGCCAAACCCUUCUGCAGUGCGCAAUCUACAACACACACAAAGGCGUGCUUAAAACUCUAAUUGCUGUUAAUCCAGAGCUCCUUCAACAAGUUGACAAUUUAGGGAGAACCCCAUUGCAUAACGUUGCCUGUCUCAGUGGAAUAUCGCAUAUUGCGAAGACUCUUUUGGAGAAAGAUAGUUCUUUGUGUUAUAAAGUGGACAACAAUCACCAAUCAGCACUUCAUAUAGCUGUUAAAGAAGGAAACCUAGAUUUGGUCAACGAGAUAUUAAAUUACGCCAAAGAUUGCAUUGAAAUUGUGGAUAAUGAAGGGAGAACUGCUCUACACUUGGCCGUUGAAAAUGCAGUAGAGAUAUUUGACAGAAUCUCCAGAAGUAUAAAAACUCUGGUAUUACUGGUAACAUCAAGGAGGCUGAUUAAUAAACCUGACAAGCUGGGCAGAACAGCUCUAGACAUAGCAAUACACAACAUGGGCAAUGACGAACGCCUUUUCUAUGGGAUAAAAAGGUUGCUAGAAACAAAUGGUGCACGAAAGACUGCAAAGACGAUGGAGGAAACGAAAGAGUGCUCAUUAACAUCUCCAAAGUCAUCAUGGAAAUUCAACCUUGUUUCAGUAAACGCAGUGUUGAUCGCAGCGGUAGCAUUCGAUACACCUUUCAAUCUCCUGGAUAAAGCACACUCUCAAAAGUAUCGUGUUUUCUUUCCUAUAAGAGUGAUGUCCGACGCAUUAGCAUUCUGUAGUUCAAUUACAUCCGCAGUUCUGCUAAUUUAUGCACUUUAUGGUAAACAAGAAGACCCUUUGCUUCUCAAAACCUCUCUCACAGGAUUAUGGAUAGCCUUGAUAUCUCUAUUGCUGACAUUUGGGGCAGGCACUUUCAUCAUGGUGGAACCACACAAUAAAUUGGUGGCAGUAACUGUGUUAGUAAUGGUGACCAUUGUUCCGAUUUGCAUAAGGAUAAUGAUAUUCCGUUCAAAGAAAUACAUCUUCAGAGAAGACGAACAUCACCUCUGGACACUCUUAAUAGUAGGCUCCAUCCAGAUGACACUUUUAUUUACACUUAGGAAUACUGUUGGAAUCUCGUUAGGAGAGGGAAUGGGUAUGGUUCUGGGUUUGAUGAUUGUGUGGAUUGGCAUAUCUAUAGGCCCCAAGAAAUUCUUUCGUCCUAAGCGCGACAUUUCCAGAGAUAAUGGGUAUUACAUCUGGUUUUUGCUUAUUGGUUCGAUGGUGGAUGCCUCCUUUAUUUUGGUUUUAUUAGCAGCCGAGUUUGGAUGGUAAUGCUGAAGCAUUCGGCAUUUUGGAAUCAACUCUAUAUCUUUAAGAUAUUAUAUUAGCCUUAUAUACUUUUGGAAGAAAGAUACUAUAUAUGGCUUUUGAUUAAAUGAAAUAUA
Molecule: messenger RNA, 2024 nt
Organism: Cryptomeria japonica (Japanese cedar)
Lineage: Eukaryota; Viridiplantae; Streptophyta; Pinopsida; Cupressales; Cupressaceae
Product: ankyrin repeat-containing protein ITN1
Exons: 3
Coding region: 196-1911 (571 amino acids)
Cellular component (GO): plasma membrane
Molecular function (GO): protein phosphatase 1 binding; protein phosphatase regulator activity
Source: RefSeq, a predicted model, not a curated record